AUGGUGGAACCUGAAUCUUCUACGCAUUUUGCUUCUAUGGCAAAUGCCGAUGAAUCUUCAAGAAAUCCAUUCGAUGAUUCUUCAAGUGUAUAUUACUUGCAUCCAUUGAAUAACCCUGGAGCUCUUCUAGUCUCUGAAAUCUUGACUGGUGCAAAUUAUGUUGCGUGGAGUAGAUCUAUCUCCAUUGCUCUUACAGUUAAGAAUAAAAUUGCAUUUAUAGAUGGUACUCUGCCUCAAUCAAAUUCUGGUGAUUCUCGGAUUCAAAUUGCCUGGCUAAGAGCAAAUAAUCUCGUUUUAUCUUGGCUAAUGAAUUCAAUAGCAAAAGAAAUUUGUGGAAGUCUAUUGUACUUCACAGUUACGUGUGAUGUUUGGGAAGAACUCAAAACAAGUCAAUUACUUCUCCAAUCACCUUUGCCUUCUAUGAGCAAAGUUUUUUCUUUGCUAUUACAAGAAGAAAGUCAAAGAUCAUUGUCUAAUGUUGUUGGUUUUUCUAUGGAUUCUCAUGCUAUGAUUGUUGCACAAACACAGAAAUAA
Malania oleifera is the source of this 534-nucleotide messenger RNA. RefSeq lists its product as uncharacterized. Lineage: Eukaryota; Viridiplantae; Streptophyta; Magnoliopsida; Santalales; Ximeniaceae. The coding region runs from base 1 to 534 and encodes 177 amino acids. The transcript is spliced from 3 exons. The record is from RefSeq and is a predicted model, not a curated record.